UAGGUAUGUGCCACCUGACUGCCUGCAGAUGCCUUUGCAGCAGCACGGAAUGGACCUUCCAAAGGAUGUAGGUGACAGAAUACAUUUGCGAGGGAAAUGACAAUGGAAUUUUUUUGAACAAUGCGUGUCCACGGCUACAUAUCGACAUCUUUUCAAAACAAAUGAUGUAGCAUGUUAGUUUGUGUACUAGUGACACAAGUGAGUACGGGACUAUUAUGCAGUCUCACUGCGGCUGCAGCAGGGAGCUACUUGAAUUCUCAAAUAGUUUUACGAAAGCGACAGGAUCCCUGCCGACCACAAGAAAUGCAGCAGGCUUUUCCACAAUGACAGUGGCUGUGUCCUGCGUUUCAUUCACCUCUAGGGAUAGGGCGAAUGUUUGAAAAAAAGAGUGUUCUGUGUUUAUCAAGCAAACCAUCUCUCUUUUGACGUCUACAGAAGUCCUCAUCAAAUCCAAUAUGUUUUGCUGAUAAAGGAUCGAUCAAUCAUCAAGGACAUUGAUCAAGAUGGAAAGCGAGGCUUUUCUUCCCCAUCUGGAGCAAUUUAUGCUCAGCCCGCUUGUCAUUUGGGUGAAGACAUUUGGGCAAAACUAUGGGAACAUGACAUUGGAUUAUCCCGAGUUACUGGAUGGGGUCGUUUUGAACAAGAUCAUGAUUCAAAUAAAUCCCAAAGCGACUCUUCCGAGCGUCAACAAAGUGAACAACGACCCCAGUCAGAGGAUUCUGAACCUGACCGUUCUCAUCCGUCAAAUCAAAACCUAUUACCUAGAGACUCUGAGGCAGCUGAUCAUGAUGCCUUUACCCAACGUGUUGGUGCUUGGCAGGACUCCUCACUGUGAGCAAAGUCUGGAGGAAAUGAAGAAAUUACUUCUUCUCUUAUUGGGCUGUGCUGUCCAGUGUGAGAAGAGGGAAGAGUACGUCGAACGCAUCCAGACCCUCGACUUUGACACGAAAGCAGCAAUAGCUGCUCAUAUCCAAGAGGUUACCCACAGUCAGGACAGUGUACUGGACCUCCAUUGGCUGGAGGCCAGCGAGCUCUGUGCUGAGGACCUGGAGACCCUGUUCAGACGCCUGGUGGACCAGAGAGACACACAGCUGGAGACUAUUUUAGAGCUAAUGCAGGAGAGAGAGUCCACCCCGUCACCCUCUCCGCCCAGCGCCCAGUCCCCCAAUGACUGUCCCAGCAUGCAACAGCAGGCGGCCUCCCACCAGCACUUGUCUGUGGAGCUGGCCGACUCCAAGGCCAAGGUCAGACGGCUGCGCCAGGAGCUAGAGGAGAAGAGUGAGCAGGUACAGGACUGCAGACAGGAGCUGGAGAACAUGGAGGCUGAGUUCAACAGGAUUCAACAGGAGAACUCUGUGUUGCUAGCGGAGGCCCGGUCAGCCCGUACGUACCGUGACGAGCUGGAUGCCCUGAGAGAGAGGGCCAUCAGGGCUGACAAGCUGGAGAGCGAGGUGGGACGAUACCGCGAGAAGCUACACAACAUGGAGUUCUACAAGGCCAAAGUGGAGGAGCUGAAGGAGGAUAACUCUGUGUUGCUGGAGACCAAGGCUGUACUGCAGCAGCAGCUGGAGGGGUGGAGGUCCCGCUCUGAUAAACUACACCAGCUCGAGAAACACAGUCUGCUGCUCAACGCCAGGGUCCACGUCAUGGAACAGGAGAAGGAGGUGGACAGGAGGCGCAUGGAGGAGCUGCAGGAGGAGAACCUGGCCCUGGAGCUGGCCCAGAGGAGGAGCAUGGAGGAGUCACAGCACCUGGGAUGGGAGCUGGAGCAGCUCUCCAGGAGCCCCGACAACUCACAGGGUCAGAAGUCUCUGGGUGAGGAGGUGGUUGAGGGGACCAGGAGUCGUCUGCUGAGGCUGGAGAGAGAGAACCAAAGCCUGCUCAGGACCAUAGAGGAACUGAGAGCUGCUGACCUCAGCCUGGGACCGCAGCACCACCAUAACCAUGAGCACAUGUGGAGGGACGGCCAGCGACCCACAAACACGGCUGAGGUGGUUAGAGAGUACAUUGGCAGUUUAGACAACACCUCCUGGGAGCAGUCUGAAUUGGUCAUCAAAGAGGAUUGUGACAUUGACAUAGACACAUCACAUCACAGGGACCCAGAGUGCAACGGAGUGUCGGUUGACCUAGAGGGAGAGAUUGACCGACUGGAGAAAGAGAGCGAGACCCUCAAGGAGAAGAUGGACCUUCAGAAGCAAGAAAAAGGCCAACUUGAAGACGGAGAGUCUUGCGACCUGAGUGACCCCAUAGCUGACCUGGAAGCUGUAGCUAAAGACAACACCCGCAAUCUCCUUCAACCAGGCGCUUCAGUGUCUCUGAUGCGUGAUACCUCACCCUACUCUACUCGGGAGAACAGUAGCACGGGGCUGCAGGCGAGGGCUUCCUCUUCAUCCACGAAGCACACAGAGCGUCUGGAAGCGAAGUGUAGAGCCCUGGACACAGAGAACCAGCGGCUUCAGGCUGCCCUGGACAACACAGGCCGGAAGCUCCAGCGGCUGGAGGCCGAGGUCCACGAGCUGGAGGCUGAGAACCAGAUCCUGCAGGCUGGGCUGGAGGAGCUGAGGAUCUCCUCGCGGCGCAUGGAGCAGCUGGAGCAGGAGAAGCAGACCCUGGAGCAGGAGGCUUCAGGCCUGGAGAGAGACAAGAGGAGGUUGGAGAAGGAGAACCGCAGGCUGAGGCAACAGGCAGAGAUCCAGGACUCUACCCUGGACGGGAGCAACCUGAGAGUGGCUAGUCUGGAGAGAGAGAACAGGGGGAUGGGGAAGGAGGUGGAGAGGCUGAAGGAGGUGGAGGAGAGGGUCAAGGGGCUGGAGAGGGAUAACAGAGAGCUGGCCAAGCAGGGAGCGAUCAACCAGAGGGCCCUGGUCACCCUGAGAGAGGAGUUGGUGAGUGACAAGCUGAAGACGCAGCAGAGGGAGAAUGAGCUGGAGAGGCUGGCCCACGAGCUGGAGAUGAGAGUCCUCAACCAGGACACAUCACCACAGAGUGACGAGGAAACUCCAGACACUAGGUUCAAGAUGUUGGAGUCUGAACUGGAGUCGUCUCUGAAGAGGUCCCUGCAGAUCAAAGAAGACAAGAUGGCUGCCGUUGAGGCUCGUCUGCAGGAGUCCUCCACCCUCAACCAGCAGCUACGUCAAGAGCUCAAGACUGUGCGUCUGAACUACGAAGCUCUGCUGCAGAGGGAGGAGGAGGAGCAUGCGGCGCGUAGCCCCACCCCUCAGAGGGAGAGUGACAGGGCGGUAAGCGGAUGGCAGCGGGAGAGCCAGGAGGCCACCAGGGAGCUGCUGAGGGUCAAGGACCGCCUCAUCGAGGUGGAGAGGAACAAUGCCACACUGCAGGCAGAGCGUCAGGCACUGCAGGUCCAGCUCAGACAGCUGGAGACCCAGUCAGACGGCCUGCAGGCUCAGAUCUUGGCCCUGCAGAGACAGACUGCUUCCCUGCAGGAAAACAACACGGCUCUCCAGACACACAACGCUAACCUGCAGGUCGAGAAGUCCACUCUGAACUCCCAGAGUGCAUCACUCCUGGCCCAGAACGCUCAGCUCCAAUGCCAACAAUCCAGCACCGAGGGUGAUAAGGAGGUGGCCAUGCGUGAGCGCGAGGAGCUGCGUGGCGUGCACGACCAGCUCCUGAGGGACCACGAGAGGCUGGCGGCGCUGCACGAGAGACAAGCCAUGGACUACGAGGCCCUGAUGGGGAAACACGGUUGUCUGAAGAACGCCCACCGCACUCUGGAGCUGGAGCAUAGAACGCUGGAGGACAGGUACAAUACCCUGCUGCGGCAGAAGGCCAAACUAGAGGGUCUGGAGAAGGCUCUGAGAGAGGAGCAGGACAAGAUGUCUGUGGAGAAGGAACAGCACAGGACCACCGCCUCAGAGUGUCGACAGCUCCGGGAUGAGAAGGACUGGCUGAACCAGACGUACCGUCAGCUGUUGAAGGAUCAGGAGGAGCUCCAGGCGGACCAUAAGAACAUGAAGACCCUGCUGAACAGCACCAAGCUGGAGCAGACCAAGCUAGAGUCCGACUUCAACAAGCUCAGAGAGCAGUACCAACAGCUAGACAUCACCAGCACCAAGCUCACCAACCAGUGUGAGCUGCUGAGUCAGUUGAAGGGGAACCUGGAGGAGGAGAACCGGCACCUGCUGGACCAGAUCCAGACCCUGAUGCUGCAGAACCGCACCCUGCUAGAACAGACGAUGGAGAGCAAGGACCUGUUCCACGUAGAACAGAGACAGCACAUAGACAAGCUGAAUGAGCUGAGGAGACAGAAGGAGAAGUUGGAGGAGAAGAUCAUGGACCAGUACAAGUUCUAUGACCCCUCACCCCCACGGAGGCGUGGGAACUGGAUCGCCCUGAAGAUGAGGAAGCUGAUGAAGCCGAGGAGCCGCGAGCGUUGUGGCCCCAACUCCUCUUCUGACCACCAUCGCUCCCUCACCCCCACACGCUCUGGCUCCUUCGAGGCCCUCCCGCCCACCUCCCCCUCUACUUCCUGUUGCCAGGACAAUGGCUCCUUCGUGGGUUCGGACGGCUCGGGUGGGUCCACCACCUCCCCCAGAAGGAGCAGCAUGUCCACCCUGAAAAUCUUUCCCCUUAUGAGGAACAGACUGAAGGAUAAGGACAAAGUCAAGUCCCUCUUUCGUCGUUCCAUGUCCCUGAAUGACCUGGACAAACUGAAUGACUUGGUGUACCCCUCAACCCUGUCUGAGGACUCUGAGCAGCUAGAGGGGUCAGAGGUCAAGAAUGACAGAUCCAGGAAGGAGUCUAUGACCUCUUCCAUGAGCGACUCCAUCUUGUCCAUCAUCAACCAUCAACACCAGCCCACCACCACUCCUUUGUUUUAUCCCACCACCACUGCUGCUGCCGCUGCCACUGAUGGCAAUGAGCCAUGUUUGACAGACAAGGAUUGUAAUGACAGUGCUGUGGCGACUGACUUUGACGACGGUGAUGAACUACAAAACCACGGUCUGAAUGGUGUGACGAGCCGUGCCCAGAGCCAGAGCAGUGGAGAGUUCAGCCUCAGCCUAGACAACGAACCCUGGUCCAACGGCAGUAGCCCGGUCCAGCCGCCUCCAUCAUCCCGCCGCUCCUCUUCCUCUUGCCUUCCGCCUAGCGAUACCUCCAACCCCCGACACACACGGCAGAACCCCUCGCCGACCACACACACACAGCAGCGAUCCACUUCCUUAACACACACCAGCAGCAACAAACACAGAGAGAGGGUAGGAGUAAAGAACUCCUCACCUAUUGCCAUAGCAAACACCCAGGGUUCAGUUCCCUGUAGGGGGAGGGAGGUGGGUAGCACCCAGGACCCCUGGCCCAGAAGGAGUGUCCUCAGGAGGUGCGCCAGUGGCAGCAGAGCUCCCCAGCGCCCUUCCGAAGGGAAUGUUCCCAAAACAGCUCAGGGGAAGGUUGCCAUACUAUCUCGAUCUGGAUUAGGUCUGAACAAAGCUCCGGAGACCACCACCACCCGAGCCUCAGCCAUGUCCCCGAUCACGGUGCUCUACGUCCAGGGUAAAUCUUCCUCGGUGUCUGGGUGUCUCAACUGUUUCUCCACCCCGUUGGGGAAGGAGGCGCGUCUGAGAGGGCCAUGGUCUCCUGCCUCGCUACCCCGGGCCAGUAGCGUCAUCUCAACAGCCGAGGGUUCUUCGCGACGAUCCAGUGUCAACAGUGACUCUAGAGUGAUGGCGAAAGUAGAUCCCUUACCUAUCAUGGAAUCUGAUGGGAGCCCGAAUCAGGUUAAUCAGAAUCAGAACAAGCAGAACAAUCCAGAAGAACGAGACACUGAUAAUCACCCACCACCACCAAGCAAACCCCCCAGAGACCCAGCGAUAGCCACCGAUCGACCCAAAUCCACCUGCCAGGAAUCCCUCUUCGGUGGCACCCCGUUCAACCUAGACUCUGUCUUCUCAGACACUAUGUUUAGCGACUCGGUAGUCACCACCACUACUAGUAGCAGCAGCAAUAAUAACGAUAAGAACCAGAAUGUCCUCUGUCUGAACCCAGAUCUGGAGCGUAACAUCAGUUGCCCGCUCCUGAGGCAGGAGUCCACUAACGGCACGGCACUGGGACGCAUGGACAAUGUACAGAGCCAAAAUGGAGGACAAGAAGACUGUGAGAGUGAUACUGUAGAACUCACUCAGUGCUGAUUGCCGAUGACAGGUAGUUUGUAGUUGCAUGUAGAAACAGGUAGUUGUGAAUGUCAGUACCAACGUAGUACCAACCAUGACCAAUCAUUACCAAUGUAGUACCAACAUUGUUUCUCUAUACUUGUUUCUCUAUACUUGUUUCUCUAAUGUACAUAUUUUUAUAUUUAGUCCAAAUGAAGAUGUAAAUAAAAUGUACUUUUAGGGAAUAAGUUGUCAAGUUUCAAGUUGUUGUUUUCACAUCGACAAUAUUCCUUUGUUGUUUGACAAAAGUUUUCAGGAUCAUAUGGUCUAUGUUUUUAUUAGUAUUUAUAAGCCUGUGUUGAUAUUUGUCUUUUUAUUUGUGUUUAUAGGCCGUGUCAAUCUACAAAUGCUUAAACUCCCUAUUCAUAUAUACAUUUUGUUGUUCCCAUUCGGUAGAUCUAGUUAAUUAUACACAUAAACCUUUCAACCGAAAAACCAGAGCUCUCUGUCCAGAGUGUUGAUAUUACAUACAGACUAGUAGACAACAUGUACAUUACAUUACCUUGUUAGUUUAUUACCACGCUGGACAUUACAGUGAACCUAUAACAACAAACACAAUCAGUAAUAAUCUGAUUAGGAAAAACGCACCAAUAUGGUUCCUCGGUCGAGUGUCAUGUCAUGUGUCAUGUCAGUGUCAUGUCACGUGUCAUAUCAGUGUCAUGUCAUGUGUCAUAUCAGUGUCAUGUCAUGUGUCAUAUCAGUGUCAUGUCAUGUGUCAUGUGGGGACUGUGUUUUUGUUUGGUUUGUUCAGCUUGGUUUUUUUUGUUUGCUUUUCAUUGUCUCUGGUUCAUUGUCUCUGCAAAAAUCCAAUGCUGAGAUUGUCCUCAGUGAAGAUGAAACCUUGUAAAUGUAAAUGUGUGCAGGGACUUGAGGAGCCACAGUUGAAUAAAGCCCUUUUCAUUACUUUAA
Molecule: messenger RNA, 7076 nt
Organism: Oncorhynchus masou masou (cherry salmon)
Lineage: Eukaryota; Metazoa; Chordata; Actinopteri; Salmoniformes; Salmonidae
Product: girdin-like
Exons: 30
Coding region: 504-6146 (1880 amino acids)
Biological process (GO): cytoplasmic microtubule organization; cytoskeleton-dependent intracellular transport
Cellular component (GO): centrosome; cytoplasm
Molecular function (GO): microtubule binding; dynein light intermediate chain binding
Source: RefSeq, a predicted model, not a curated record